Python bivittatus (Burmese python) is the source of this 3670-nucleotide messenger RNA. RefSeq lists its product as uncharacterized. Gene Ontology annotation, molecular function: DNA-binding transcription factor activity, RNA polymerase II-specific; RNA polymerase II cis-regulatory region sequence-specific DNA binding. Lineage: Eukaryota; Metazoa; Chordata; Lepidosauria; Squamata; Pythonidae. The record is from RefSeq and is a predicted model, not a curated record. Gene Ontology annotation, biological process: regulation of transcription by RNA polymerase II.
GUGGGAAAGUAGGGUUUAAAUUUCCCAGGCGGUGGAUUUGCAUCCCUGGGACUCAAAAGCGUUUCUUGUGGCAAGAAGUAGAAAGAAGAUCGAUACGUCUCCACCACCUGCGGGCUGGAAAUGCUCUUCAGGGUGGUGAUCUCCAAAGGACCCCCUUCAAUCUGUGGGAUUUACAGACACGGCUGGUUCAGGCCAUCGGGGCCAGGAAGAGGAGAUGGCUUUUGAGCAGGGACGUGCGGUGCCUCUGGGUCUCUUACAGGAGGUGGGAGUUCAACAGGGAGUGAAAACAGAGCAGCCAGAUUGUGUCCCGUUUGAAUCACAGGCUGGAAAAGGCCCUCCCGUUUUGCUCACGGGCAGCACCAAGGAAUUCUCGGAGAGAACCAGGGUUGGCUAUCAGAAGGGGCUGCAACAGCCGUGGGAAGCCCAGUUGCAGGCUUUCUGGAAGGCAAUGGAGUCUUCCCAGCAAAGUCCAUGGGCAUUAAAAGAGGAGGCCUUGUGCCCGCCAGAGGUGGCAUCAAACUUCAGGAAGCAUCUGGCAAGUGAGAAGAUGAGCCAUCCGGGCCCCAGCAGAGAAGACCAGUUGACGGUUAACAGUAUCUCAGUGAAAGAUCAAGGGGAGUGUGGGAAAGUGAAGGAAGAGGUCCAGCAGAUGGAAAAAGCAGCUUCGGGCACUGAUCUGGAGCGCCAACACUUCCGCCAGCUUGGCUACCAGGAGGCCGAGGGGCCCCGAGAGGUGUGCAGCCGGCUCUGGGAGCUCUGCCACCAGUGGCUGAAGCCGGAGAGACGCACCAAGGAGCAGAUCCUGGAGCUGGUGACCCUGGAACAGUUCCUGGCCAUCCUGCCGCCAGAAAUGCAGACCUGGGUCAGGCGAGGGAGGCCAGAGAGCUGCCCCCAAGCCGUGGCCCUGGCAGAGGAUUUCCUGCUGAGGCAGCCACCCAGAGAAGAGGAGGAGCAGGUGGGAUUCCCCGAAGGCUGUGCUGCUUCCCCUGAACUGAGCGGUGGUCCCUCCAGUGAAUGGCAAAAGCCUCUCUUCGUGGAGAUCAAACAAGAGGAGGACAAGGAGCCACACUUGCUAAAAGAUGGGAAAGAGCAAAGCGAAUUGGAAAAGGAUAAGAACUUUGAAGCCCUCUGGGCAUUGCCCAGAAGAGCUGAACCAAAGGUCUCCAGCUGGCCGAAGCAAGAUGGUGCCACUGUAAGCCCAACAGAAGCUUAUCCUGAAAAAGAUCAGAACAAAUUCAUUAAUUCCCAGGGACGGUACAUUGAACUGGACCGCAGUAUGGCUCCGCUAGCCAUCUCUUCCGGCGAGAGCCAGAAGCCCGUAAGCGAGGGUGAGAAGUCCUGUGCUCGUUGCAGCAAGGACUUGCCACUCAAGUACAAUGUGCAGGCUCAUGAGAGAACUCAGAUGGGCGAGAAGCCACACAAGUGCUCUGUGUGUGGGAAGGGCUUCAGCACCAGGGCAUAUUUGAUCACCCACGAGAGGAUCCACACGGGCGAGAAGCCCUACCAGUGUUCUGACUGCGGGAAGAGUUUCUGCGACAACUCCAAUCUCACCGUCCACAAAAGGACUCACACGGGGGAGCGGCCGUACAAGUGCACUGAUUGCGGAAAGAGCUUCCGGGAACGGCCAGUCCUCAUUCGGCACCAGCGGAUCCACACGGGGGAGAAACCCUACAGAUGCCGAGACUGUGGAAAAGGUUUCAGCCAGAGCUCAGGGCUCUUGGUGCACGAACGUACGCAUACCCAAGAGAGGCCGUACACCUGCACCGAUUGUGGGAAGAGCUUUGGAGGCAACUCAAACUUGAGGGUGCACAUGAGGAUCCACACGGGGGAGAAACCGUACCGGUGUUCCGAUUGUGGGAAAACAUUUGGGGAUAGAUCGCUUCUCGUCAGGCACCAGAGCAGCCACCAAGAGGAGAAAUACGGGGGCAGUGCUGCCACCACCGAGCGAGAGCACUCAGCCAGUCCACGUAGCCGGGGAGAGAAAAUGGCCGCAGAGCUCAGGGAGACAUCAGCCCCAGGACCCUUGAAGGCCGAGCAACGGAAGGGGACAGAGAUGGGAGAACGCAUCUUGGCAGGAACCAAGAAGGGGAAGGGAGGGGGCCCGGGCUCCCGCCUGAUUCCCACAGGGAGCAUCCAGGAUUUCUGGGAGAGGCCUGUUCCCGAGAAAGCAACCCCGGAGCCCCGCAGGAGCCUGCAACAACGGUGGGAGUCUCAGCUGCAGGAAUUCUUGAAGGUCCUGGAAGACCCCUCCCUAGAAGGGGGCAGCCCACAGCCCCGGCCGCCUCUGCCCAGAAGCAGCCCUCGCCCGUCCCUGACCUCCUUCCGAGGGCGAGCCAACUGCACCCAGCAGCCUCGAGCCGAGAGAGGGGCCCAGCUCGCAAUCAGCCUGGGCGGGGAAGCCCACCUGAUGGAGCCCCCAAAGCGGCUUCACAGUCAGAAAGCUGCCAGUCUCCCCCUGGGCCAGCAGGCCGUUGCCUUGAACGAUGAGCGCUGCCUCUUCCGGCAGUUCGGCUACCAGGAAGCCGAGGGGCCUCGGGAAGCCUGCCGCCACCUCCGGAGGCUCUGCCACCAGUGGCUGAAGCCGGAGCGACACACCAAGGAGCAGAUCCUGGAGCUGGUGGUCCUGGAGCAGUUCCUGGCCAUCCUGCCCCCCGAGAUGCAGGGCUGGGUCCGGGAGUGUCGCCCUCAGACGUGUGCCCAGGCUGUCAUCCUGGCGGAAGAUUUCCUGCUGCGGCAGCAAGAGAGCAAAGCCCAGGAAGAGCAGGCCAUCAGCCUCUUUGAGAAGGACCAUUUGACUGAGAAGGCCCCCCUGGAGAGCUGGCAGAGACCCCUCCUUAGAGAGACGAAGCGGGAGAGUGACAGACACGCGGUGCUGUUGGCAGACGAGAAAUUAUGUGGGGCAGAGAACGAGGAUCGAGAGUCACGUUGGACGUGGUCUGGAAGAAGUGAGCCCAGCGUCGCCUGCUCUCCCGGUCUGGGGGAAGCUUCUGAAACCUUGUACUGGAACAGCCUGGAGAAGGCAGAGGGCAAAUUCAUCAACUCCCAGGGAACGUACGAGGACUUGGAUGAGAGUGUCCUGCAGCCGGGUCUCUUUCCCAGCGAGCGAGACAACGCCUGCCUCAUCUGCAGGAAGGCCUUCCGGCGGCGUUCCAACCUAAUUGCCCACGAGCGGACCCACUCAGGCGAGCGGUGGUACAACUGCUCGGAGUGCGGGAAGAGCUUCGUCAGCCGGGCCGCCUUCCUUAUCCACCAGCGGGUCCACACGGGGGAGAAGCCGUACAAGUGCUCUUACUGCGGGAAGGGCUUCAACACGGGUUCGAGCCUCACCCGUCACAAGCGUAUUCACACGGGGGAGAAACCCUACAAGUGCCUGGAUUGCGGGAAGCGUUUCAAUGACUACUCCAACUUCAUUGUCCACAAGCGGAUUCACACGGGCGAGAAGCCCUAUGAGUGCUCCGUCUGCGGGAAAAGGUUCAGUGAUAACUCUAACUUUAUCAAGCACCACCACUGAGAGGUCGCAUGGUGUGCUGGUAGUGUUUUUGUCUUGUUUUUUGUUUUGCAAUUGAUGAGAAACACUAGAUAAACACCUUUAAGGCAGCAGAGACAUAUUGUCAGCCUUCCAGGUAGACCAGACAGGAAACAUGACCAGAUAAGCUAAUUCUACUUUAUU